GAUGGCCACAACAUAUCUCUCUCUCUCUCUCUCUCUCUCUCUCUCUCUCUCUCUCUCUGGUGGGGUGGGUCUGCGGUUUCUCUACGACAUUUCCAUCUGUUGUCACAUUGUUUUCCAAAACCGACCGAGCUCACUGCAUCUAAGGUUUUUAUCCAAGGAAUGGCCUCGGAGGUCGUCAUUAUAGUAGGAGGAGUGACUUAUGUAUGCUACAAGCCUCUGAGUGUAGUGUCCAGGGGAAUAUGGGUGGGGGAUAAUCCUUUGAAUCACGCCAGCCCCCUUCUCUUGCUGCAACUCGCCUCUAUUAGCCUAGCCUCUUUGCUCUUAGAUCUCUGUCUCCGGCCUCUCGGACAAUCGACUAUCGUCUCCAAAAUUUGUGGUGGCAUAAUAUUCGGCCCUUCUCUUCUCGGACACAGUGAGGCCUUCACCUCCGGCUUGUUCCCUCAAAGAGGCACAAUAGUGAUCGAAACGGUUGCCUCCUUCGGCCUGAUGUUCUUCUUCUUCCAAAUGGGGGUCAAGACAGACCUUGGAAUGAUGCUGCGACCCGGACGGAUGGCCGUGGUAAUAGGCGCCUCGAUUUCCUUGUUAACACUAGGGCUCACCACUCUGCUCUCUCUCCUCCUCAAGUCCUACGUCCCCAUGGACAAGUCCCUCGCAAGCUCCCUCCCUCUCAUAGCUGCUUCCCAGUCUAUGUCUGCUUUUCCUAACAUCGCUUUCCUUUUGACCGAACUCAAGAUGCUCAACACCAAUAUUGGCCGCCUCGCCAUGUCCGCAUCGCUGUUUUGUGAUGUGAUCGGGAUGUCAUUAACUGCAAUCGGCUUCACAGUAAUGGAGCACUCGACUUUAGAGAGAUCGGCAACUGCGUUUGCAUCCGUCAUCCUGCUUUUGGCCGUCAUUGCUUAUGUAUUCCGACCGAUAUUGAUGUGGAUUUUAACAAAAACGAAAGAAGAGACGGUUGUGGGGGAAUUGUUUGUGAUUACUAUUUUUUGCACUGUCCUUUUGGCUGGUUUAGUUAGCGAUUUUCUUGGGCAGCACUUCAUCUUCGGACCAGCUAUUUUGGGGUUGGCUGUGCCGGAAGGGCCGCCUUUGGGAUCUGCCUUGACGGCUAAGCUAGACCUUUUAAUCACGGGGUUGCUCUAUCCUACCUUCCUCACUGUCAGCGGGCUGAAAACGAAUUUCUUUGAAAUUAAUUUCCAGUCCAUGUGGAUUGUGAUGAUUGUAGUUAUCUUUUCUGCCCUAGUGAAGAUUGGAGUGGUUCUAUUGGUAGCGCAUCAUACCGAAAUGCCCUCUCGCGAAGCUCUUGUGCUUGGGCUCUUGUUGAACACCAGAGGCAUUUGUGAGCUGCUCAUUUACAACUUGUGGAAAGACAGUCAGAUCCUGAGCAAUCAAGAAUUCACUUUGGCUGUCAUAGGAGUGGUAGCAGUGACAGCAAUCAUAACGCCAAUGGUAAGAGCCCUCUAUGAUCCAUCAAGGCAUCAAUUUCCAACCAGGAGAAGGACCAUUCAACAAGCAAAGGAUGGCGCAGAGCUAAGAGUGCUAGUCUGCAUCCACAACCAAGACAAUGUCCCCACGGUUGUGAACCUUCUAGAAGCCUCAUUCGCAACCGAGGAGAGCCCCAUUGCAGUCAUAGCACUCUUGCUCGUUGAGCUUGUGGGCCGGGUAGCCCCGAUGCUCAUAGCCCACUCACCGUUGGAAACCCUGGAGACAAACGCAAGUACCUCGAGGUCCAGCCACAUCAUCAACGCAUUGCAUCAGUACAGAGUGUACAACGAAGGGUGUGUCACAGUCCAAUCGUUCAGUGCGAUCUCCCAUAAGGAAACAAUGCACGAGGACAUUUGUCGGGUGGCAUUUGAACAGAACGCAACCCUUGUGAUAAUCCCGUUUCACAAGCACUGGGCCAUCGAUGGCGGGAUCGAAUCGGUGGAUACAGCCAUCCAACACAUGAACACCAAGGUCCUUGAGAAGGCACCCUGUUCGGUUGGCAUCCUCGUCGACCGAGGUAUUCUGAGAGGCUCAUUAUCCAUUCUCAACAGCCAAUCCAUGUAUCAUGUUGCCGUGCUCUACAUCGGUGGUCCGGAUGACGUGGAAUCACUGUCCUACGGUGCUCGCAUGGCAAACCACAACAAUGUCACGCUAACGGUAAUUCGUUUCCUUCUUUUCGGAAGCGACAAUGCUAGAGACCGUAAGCUCGAUAAUGACCUGAUCAACGAGGUCUGCCAUGCUAACACAGGAAACGAGGAUUUCUCAUAUCAAGAACAGGUGGUGAGAGACGGCGUAGGGCUGGCUUCAUCUAUUAGAGGAUUGGAAGAGUUUUUUGACCUAAUCUUAGUCGGGAGGCAACAUCAGGCGUCCACCCUGAUGCAAGGUCUUGGGGCAUGGACCGAGUGCCCUGAACUCGGUGUCAUUGGAGAUUUUCUCGCCUCAUCAGAUUUUGAUAGCACAGCAUCCGUGUUGGUGGUUCAGCAUCAAAGAGUACUAGGAGGGAGGUUGAUCAGUCGAGCCGUGAAGCCAAUGGUUAAUGAUAGAGAUAUACCCCUCCAAAGUAUGCAAAGCCAUGAUGUGGCAGAAACAACAGCACGUGACAGUGGCACAGCAUGGGCAAUAUCAAUGGAUAGAAUGUAGAUGAGUUAGGCUUAGUUCGUAAUGAUUGGGAAUUCGAAUUUCCUUUCGCAAUGCUUCCAGGUCUUGGACUUCAGGAUAUUUUGCCAAGUUGCAAAAUCGUGAACCAAGGAUGUUUUCUCAUCCUAAUGACCAACUUGCAACAUAAAAGAUACUAGAAAUGAUCCUUUUGCUUUACCACAGUAUGCAAGUUCCUAUUUCUUUGGGUAUUUCACAGCAACUAAUUUUGGCUGGCCUAAAGGAUAA
Molecule: messenger RNA, 2862 nt
Organism: Rhododendron vialii
Lineage: Eukaryota; Viridiplantae; Streptophyta; Magnoliopsida; Ericales; Ericaceae
Product: cation/H(+) antiporter 15-like
Exons: 3
Coding region: 160-2619 (819 amino acids)
Biological process (GO): regulation of pH; proton transmembrane transport
Cellular component (GO): membrane; endomembrane system
Molecular function (GO): antiporter activity
Source: RefSeq, a predicted model, not a curated record